This is a messenger RNA of Myotis brandtii (Brandt's bat), 1719 nucleotides long. RefSeq names its product leukocyte immunoglobulin-like receptor subfamily B member 3. The coding region runs from base 1 to 1719 and encodes 572 amino acids. Lineage: Eukaryota; Metazoa; Chordata; Mammalia; Chiroptera; Vespertilionidae. Gene Ontology annotation, biological process: cytokine-mediated signaling pathway. The record is from RefSeq and is a predicted model, not a curated record. Gene Ontology annotation, molecular function: inhibitory MHC class I receptor activity. The transcript is spliced from 11 exons.
AUGGCGUCCAUCCUCUCUGCUCUUCUCUGCCUCGGGCUGAGUCUGGACCAGAGGACCCGAGUGCAGGCAGGGAGCCUCCUCAAACCCACCCUCUGGGCUGAGCCAGCUUCUGUGAUGUCCUGGGGGAGCCCCGUGACCAUCUGGUGCCAGUGGACCGGGGAGGCCAAGGAGUUCUGUUUUCACAAAGAGGGAAGCAUAUUGCUGUGGGGCAGAGUGAAACCACUAGAUCCGAUGGACAAGGGCAUGUUCAGGAUCACAAGCCUGACACAGCAUGGUGCUGGGAUAUAUGACUGUCACUAUCUCAGCCCUGAUGGUUGGUCAGAGCGCAGUGACCCUCUGGAGCUGGUGGUGAUGACAGGAGCCUAUAGCAAACCCAGCCUCUCAGCCCUGCCCAGCCCUGUGGUGCCCUCAGGGGGGAAGGUGACCCUCCAGUGUGGCUCAGGGCAGAGAUUUGACAGGUUCAUUCUGACUAAGGAGGGAGAUCACAGGGUCUCCUGGACCCUGGACUCACAGCCACAGCCCAAUGGGCAGUCCCAGGCCCUGUUCCCUGUGGGUCCUGUGAGUCCCAUUCACAGGUGGAGGUUCAGAUGCUAUGGUUCUUACAGGAACAGCCCCCAGGUGUGGUCAUACCCCAGUGAUGCCCUGGAGCUCCUGAUUCCAGGUGAGUCUGGGAAGCCCUCCCUCCUGAGCCAGCAGGGCCCCAUCGUGUUCUCUGAACAGAGACUGACCCUCCAGUGUCGCUCUGAUGUCGGCUAUGACAGAUUCGCUCUGCACAAGGAGGGUGAACCGGACCUCUCCCAGAGCCUUGUCCUGCAGCCCCAGGAUGGGCUCUCUCAGGUCCACUUCCCCCUGGGCACUGUGAGCAGCUCUCACGGGGGCCGGUACAGAUGCUACGGUGGAUACAACCUCUCCUCUGAGUGGUCGGCGCCCAGUGACCCCCUGGACAUCCUGGUGGCAGGACACCUGCCUGACAGACCCUCCCUCUCGGUGCAGCCAGGCCCCAGGGUGGCCUCAGGAGAUAACGUGACCUUGCUGUGUCAGUCACAGAGCCCGAGGGACACAUUCCUUCUGUCCAAGGAGGGGGCAGCCGUUCCCCCCCUGUGUCUGAGAUCAAAGCACAGAGCUCAGCAGUCCCAGGCUGAGUUCUCCAUGAGUCCUGUGACCUCAGCCCAUGGGGGCAUCUACAGGUGCUACAGCUCAAACAGCACCUCCCCCUUCCUGCUGUCACUCCCCAGUGAGCCCCUGGAGCUCCUCAUCUCAGGUCUUGAAUGGAAACUGAUCAUCCUGAUGGGGAUCUCGGUUACCCUCGUCCUGCUACUCUCCCUCCUCCCCUUCCUCCUCCUCCGGCACCAAUGUCAGAGCAAAGGCAGGACAUCAGAUGCUGUCAUGAAGGACCCACAGCCUGGGGAUAGCGUGGAGCUGGACCCUCAGCAGAACAGGCAGGAUGAAGACCCCCAGGGAGUGACAUAUGCCCAGGUGAACCUCUCAAGACCAAGACCCAGGCAGGGAAUGGCCACCCCUCCUUCCUCCAUAUCAGGGGGAUUACUGGAUAAGAAGGGCCGACAAGCAGAAGAGGACAGACAGAUGGACAGUCAGGCUGUCACCUACGCCCAGCUGAACCACUUGACCCUCAGACAGAAGACAUGUGCAUCCCCUUCCUCCCUGUCAGAGGAGCCCCCAGAUGAGCCCAGUGUGUAUGCUGUCCUGUCGGUCUACUAG